GUGACGUCAAUAGUAAGCGACUGUCUUCAGUUUGUGUAUCGGCUGCUGAGCUAACAGCUGCACCAAUUGUGUUUUGGUUUUGCUCUGUCUCCCAUGAGCAGUUAUCAUGAGGUAAGAAAUACAACAGCCUCGGCGUUCUUAUCAUGUGUGCUCAGUUUUUGCUGGCAGUUCGGGCUGCAGCUUUACCUCAAACCGUGGUAGCCUGUUAGCUAACAGCCAACUCCAUUGCAGGAUCAGCACCUAAUAUAUGCGGAAUGCGCAUCCAUUGCGGAUGUGGUGCAGAAAAAAAUGCGCAUCGAUGCGACAGAAUACAGAAGUCAACGUCAAUGAUAAAAGCGGACAAAACUAUUUUAAAAUGCUACACAGUUGUAAGCAGUGUUAUGUUUUGUUGUUGUAUUUCAGCUCUGGAGGUGAUUCUCUGCCUUGAUGGUGCAUCUCACUGUCUAACAGCUGGAGGUUUAGAUGUAGCUUAGCCUGCUCCAGAUGUUUUUACACCGUGUAUACAUGUUCUCAGUAACAUAUCAUUAUAAAUGAAAAUGAUAGAAAGGGAUUUAAGUGGCUGCAGCUAGCCAUAAAAGUCUCUGGUCGUCAUGCUGUAAUCAGCCAACAUGAUAUUGUUAUCUCUCACUAAGCUGCAACAAUGCCUUGAUUCAUUUUAAGAAUACUGUUAAAAACUGUUUUUUAGGGGAAUUUUAACUCUAUUUGUCUUGGGAAAUCAGUGUGUGUUGCAGCUGUAGUCAAAGCGGGUUCAUAGUUAUCUGAUACAGUAUACUGGAGAUUUGUAAUGUCUUCAGCAAUAGGUUCAGUUACACCUUGAACCUGUGUUAAUGGGGCAGCAGCUGCCAUUAUCAGAAUUGGCCCGCCAGUCAGUUCUGCUGUAAAUCACGUCUGACCCAUGACUGAGUACUACGAGGAGGGGGGGCUGCUGUACGAGCAAUCACCUCCCAUGCACAUCAAAGUGGAGUCUCCGGAGGGACCCUUUGGAGGGGGAGCCUCAGAAAACGGCUUCCCCAGGGAGGAUGAUGACUCGGAGGGCAGCUGUGACCAGAGCAGUGGAUUACCUGGAGGACUCCCCUUCAACGUGGUAGUGGUGCAUCCCAACAUCAUGGCACCUGGCAUGUCCUCAGAUGACAUCUUGUCCAUUGAACAAAACAGAGCUAUGUCAGCUGCACUGGCGGCUGGCGGUGCAGGAAAACGUAAAAGCCGUUUCAGUGGAGCAGAGCUGGAGGUGUUGGUGUCAGAAGUCACUCGGUGUGAAGGAGAGCUCUUUGGUCCUGCGGGGAGGCUCCGGCGGCGGGAGAGGGAGCGCAUCUGGGCAGGAAUCCUCGAGAGAGUCAACUCUGUCUCCAGAGUCCCACGCACCCUUCGGGAGGUGAAGAAGCGCUGGGAUGACCUGAAGAGACGCAACGGAGGCAGGCUAGCGGAUGCUCGCCACCGCAGCUGUUACCUGCCAUCCAGCAGAGGAGCCUCUAUGCUUGGCCGUCCUUCCCAGACUAGCCCCAGGCUUCAACAAGCCAGGCAAAAGCAAAGCAUCAGACCAAAGCCCAGUUUCCCAUGCUUUCCUGACUCUGAUACAGGUGUAGGAGUGGAAGGGUCAGAGAGAGAUGGUUUGGAGAAAGAUGAUGACAAUCCUGAGCGUGACAGAGAGAUGGGAGAAUCUGAGGGUGAACCAGUAGAGAACAGCAUGGAAGACAAAUUGGGAUUAGGACUGGGUCUGGGCAUAGGACCACCCCCUCCAUCAGAACGAUGGCUGCCUCCUUCCCCCCUCUACAGUGCUCCUUUUCUCAAUGGCAGCCCUCAGCCCAGUAGUCCUCAGCCUUCACUUGGAGCACAGCAGGGUCCUCUUGAAGCGCCUCCGCGCAGCUCCUGGCUUGAAGAUGAGCUACGAGGGUUAGGGGAAGCAGCAAUUCAACUGGGAAAUAGGGUGGAAAAAAGUCUGCGGGAGUUUGGGGAAGGUUUCAGACAGGACAUGAGAGCACUUGUCGCUUCGCAAGAGGCAUUAGCAGUCAGUUUACAACAAAACAAUGUCCUCUUGCAAAGGCUGUUAGGAGUGCUUGAGGCCCAGCAGCAACCACAGCCACAGCAACAUCGUGUACAACAAACACACCAAUCACAAACAUCUCUACAGCACUUACAGCCACAGCCAGCUCAGCAGCAGCAGCAGCUACAACACACAGAACCACUGCAGCAGCAGCAACAACAACAACAGCGGAUUGAAGAACCACUGCAAACACAGCUGCAACAUCAGCAGCAGCCACUUGUAGUACAACAACAGUCACAACAGCACCAAACACAAAUACAGCCGCAGCCACAAGUCACCCAGCAUUCAAAUAAUCCGACAGCUGUGGCGGUGGUUCCUGCACCAUCGUCCCCUGACAUACAUGACCCUUUCCCCUCUCCACCCACAAACACGAAUGGAAGUUUGCCGAGGCCUCGGCGAGGACGAGCAGUUGAUCACAGGCGCAGAAGACGGCGCUGAGGAGACAGCACUUAGAAACUCAAAAUGCACAUCAUGCAUAUUUGGUGUUUCAAAAUGUGACAUGAACGUAUGCUCUUUUUCUAUUUCUUUUACAGUAUUUCUGUAAAAUAGUAUGGCAUUUGAAGUUUUACGUCCCACAACCAGAAAACCUUCUCACACUUAAAUUUGUCUCAAAGAGGACUGAAAAUUAGACACAUAAGAUACAGUAAUAGGGUGGCCUUAACAUUAGCUUGGUUCGUCAGACAUACACUGAAAGACUCUGUGGAGAGACAUUUUCAAUCAUGGGACUUUGAAUACCCAGACAGCAACAUACUGUAGGUUCUGAUGUUUAAUAUGCAUGUCACUGUACAUGCUUUGCAGCCAAGCUGCGAAGCUCAUGAUGCUCUUACUAGUUCAGUACUGUCUCAAUUCUCCUGAUACACUAACUACAUUGUCAUAAAGUACUUGUACUGCAGUUGUUACCAUAUAUGGUAGUUAUACAGCUAUUGUACUUAUCUGCUAAUGUAUGCUUGUGCUUUUAACAUUUUCAUGGAAAAGUAAGUCUUUUCCAGCUUCGGUUGGACAAUAAAGUUAGACUGUGUUCUGUCCAGUGCAUUUUAAGACAACAGUGUUACAUUUUAAAGACUUGCCAGUUUUUGGUGAAAAACAAAAAUUGUUUUUGGUGGAAUUUAAAAGCAUACAUAAGAAUGUAGGGGCUAUUUAUUCUACUCGUGCAUGCAGUAUGAUGGAUGUGUUUGUAGAUAGUUGCAAAGAAACAGAAUAUGGCCAUCAUCUACGUAGUUUUGCACAAUCUAUAUUUUGUAGAUAGCGACUGUUCUGAUGUAACUUAACUUUAAUAAAAUUCAGACAUGGACUGCAAAUAAA
Sander lucioperca (pikeperch) is the source of this 3343-nucleotide messenger RNA. Its product is annotated as mastermind-like protein 2. The record is from RefSeq and is a predicted model, not a curated record. NCBI's taxonomy places the organism in Eukaryota, Metazoa, Chordata, Actinopteri, Perciformes, Percidae. Gene Ontology annotation, cellular component: nucleus. The transcript is spliced from 3 exons. The coding region runs from base 896 to 2479 and encodes 527 amino acids.